AUGAGAUGGGCGCUGGCCUGGAGUUUCUAUGAUGAUGUGCAAGUACCUUCACCUCCCUCUAAAAGAAGAAAACUAGAAAAACCACGAAAACCAAUUACAUUCCUGGUUUUGGCUUCUACAGUCAAAGAGUUAUCCAUCAAAGCUGAAGCUAUGGGCUGGGAUGCUGUAGAAGCUAUUGCUGUGGUUAGAGCCUGGGUAGAGAAGAUUCUCACUGAUCUGAAGGUUCAGCAUAAACGUGUUCCAUGUGGAAAAGAUGAAAUCAGCCUCUUUGUGACUGCCAUUGAAAACUCCUGGAUUCAUUUGAGGAGAAAAAAACGUGAGAGAGUAAGGCAAUUACGAGAACUUCCUCGAGCUUCUGAAGAUAUUCUGCAAGCAAUGGAGGAGGAAAAGAACAACCAGAAGAGUGUGAGCAACAACUCGGACUGUGAAAACCCCAAGGCUGAAGACUCUGAAAUGGGGUUUAUGGCACCUGAUGAGGAUGUCCAGAUGACAGCAGGUGAACCAGAGGAAUCUGCUGCCAAAGAAGAGCACAGUGAUCCUGUGAAGGAAGAGGAGAUGGAGGAAAAGCAGAGAGAAACAUCGCUUGGGAAAGGUUCUGGUGAUGCAAAGGAGGAUCCUUGCCCUUCAGAAGAAGCUAGCAAUCUGACAGUGGAUAAAGAGCAAAGCCCUAAAGAAACCAGUGGGGGUUUUCUCUUCAAGUGUUUAAUGAAUGUGAAGAAAGAAGGAAAUGAUGUGGUAGUAGAAAUGCACUGGGUUGAAGGACAGAACAGAGACUUGAUGAACCAGCUGUGCACAUACUUACGGAACCAAAUUCUUCGAUUGGUUGCUAGUUAGCUCUUUUUCCUACUUUGGUGUGAAGUAGGUCUGUCCUCAAAUUUUGUAAACUAUUUUUAAUUAAUUAAAAUUUUCAGAUAGAAAAUAUGUCUUUUCCUCUGAAGAGUAGAAUGAAGAUAGAUGACUCCUUUAAUAUUUUAAAUAGCUUUUUCAAAGAUGUAAGGAGGGCAUGAACUGAUGAGGAACUAAUAGAUUUCAUACUGCAGCUGUAAAACUAUAUGUUGAAGUGAAACAUAUUUAUGCUGUGAGGAUUUUAAAUAUCAGCAGUGCUUAUUCUGGUCUUUUUCUGGAACAAUAGAAAUAUAUAUU
Messenger RNA from Cyanistes caeruleus (blue tit), 1143 nucleotides. The record is from RefSeq and is a predicted model, not a curated record. Lineage: Eukaryota; Metazoa; Chordata; Aves; Passeriformes; Paridae.